GAUUUCUGCCCAGCCAACACAUGUUGCACAGUUACCGUUUGUAUGCGCUCUACCUUCUAUCGAUGUGGUUGCAUUCUGUUUUAUUUGCUUGCUGAUUUUGAGCUCAUCUCAUGAAUGUGAGCUGGAAGAAGAUAUAAGGAAAUGAUGGCACAAGACAAAGUGUAGCUUGAGAAACUUGCUUUUGGUCUUUGAAAGAGAGGAAUAUGGAAGAGAUUGCAGCGCAAUAAGCACAUUUGCUGGAGCAAUAACAUCAUAAGAUUAUUGACCAACUGUUGAUCCGAAGACGGAGUAGAAUUCUGCCGUUGUGCUUCUCUCUUCAAACUUUGCUUCAAAGCAAAGAAAGGAAAUUGCCAGCAAAGGAUACUAUUGUUUGAGUAUUUAGUGUUGGAAAACUAGAGGAAACAAAACAACUUCGAGGAGCUUCCAAAGAACUACCAAAGACUUCCUUCACUAAUGGACAUUACAGAUGAAUUUUCUGAGUGAGCAAUACAACGUUUAAUCUCUCUUGUUCUAAAUGAACAUGUCCAAAAAGAAAGGCUUUCUCCCUAUCAAUCCGGCAUCCUCCUCUCUGAUGCGGUCGGCCUCAGCUGUCACCAGCGACAAGCCUGGACCUCCUGCUAAAGGAGCAUUCACCCCCUCAGAGGUGGACAAGGACAAACAAUGUAAGAAUCAGGAGCAGGCCUGUCCUGGUGUGGUCGAGGAGUUCUUCUGGAUAGGCAGCAGCAUCAUAGCCUUCUCCAAAUGGAGGCUUGGCUAUAUGGUGGAGAAAUGUAUGAGCUCCAUGCAGAUGGGGACACAGAUGGUGAAGCUCCGUGGUGGUUCCAAGGGACUGGUACGCUUCUUCUAUCUAGACGACCACAAGUCCUGCAUCCGCUGGAGGCCCUCACGCAAGAAUGAAAAGGCCAAGAUCUCCAUUGACUCCAUCCGUGAGGUGUGCGAGGGAAAGCAGUCUGAGAUCUUCCAGCGCUACGCAGAAGGCAGCUUUGACCCCAACUGCUGCUUCAGCCUUUAUUACGGCGAGCAUGUGGAGUCUCUGGACUUGGUGUCUGGCACUGGCGAAGAGGCACGGACCUGGAUCACUGGCCUCAAGUACCUAAUGGCUGGCAUCAGUGAUGAGGACAGUCUGGCCAAGAGGCAGCGCACACGGGACCAAUGGCUAAAGCAGACCUUCACUGAGGCUGAUAAGAACAGCGAUGGCAGCUUGAGCAUCAGCGAGGUCCUCCAGCUGCUGCACAAACUCAAUGUCAACCUGCCACGGCAGAAAGUCAAGCAAAUGUUUAAGGAGGCUGACACAGACGACAACCAGGGUACACUGGGCUUUGAAGAGUUCUGCUCCUUCUACAAGAUGAUGUCCACCCGUAGGGACCUGUACCUCCUCAUGCUCACCUACAGCAAUCACAAAGAUCAUCUGGACACAGAUGACCUGGCCCGCUUCUUGGAGACAGAACAGAAGAUGACCAAGUUCACCAAAGACCAUUGUCUGGAGAUUAUCAACAAAUUUGAGCCAUGCACUGAAAACCAGAAACAAGAGGUUUUGGGUAUCGAUGGUUUUACAAAUUACAUGCGCAGCCCAGCAGGAGACAUCUUCAACCCUGAACACUACAACGUGGUGCAGGACAUGAACCAACCGCUCUGCAACUACUUCAUUGCUUCAUCACAUAACACCUACCUGAUGGGAGACCAGCUCAUGUCCCAGUCCAGGGUUGACAUGUAUGCAUGGGUGCUGCAGGCUGGCUGUCGCUGUGUAGAAGUGGAUUGUUGGGAUGGUCAGGAUGGAGAACCCAUCGUCCACCAUGGCUACACCCUCACCUCCAAGAUCCUCUUCAAAGAUGUCAUCGAGACCAUCAACAAGUACGCCUUCGUGAAAAACGACUAUCCAGUCAUCCUAUCUAUAGAGAACCACUGCAGCGUUCCUCAACAAAAGAAGAUGGCCCAGUACCUGAUUGAGAUCCUGGGGGACAAAUUGGACCUGUCUAACAUCAAAGCAGACGAGUCAGGACGCCUGCCGUCACCGGAAACACUCAAGGGCAAGAUUCUCGUCAAGGGGAAAAAACUGCCUUCCAACAUUGAUGAGAACGCAGAGGAGGGAGAUGUGUCAGAUGAGGACAGUGCUGAUGAGAUGGAGGAUGACUGCAAGCUGAUGAAUGGAGAUUGGAAGACUUCAGCCAACAGGAAGCAGGUGGAGAACAUGGCCAAGAGGAAGCUGGAUAAUCUGAUGAAGGAGUCAAAGAUCCGGGACAGAGAGGACCCGGACAGCUUCACCAUCGCAGCCCUCCCUCCCGCUGCCAAGUCCUCAGACAAAACCGGCUCUAAGGGCAAAGGUGAUGAUGGGACAGACACAGCAGAUGACACUCAUCCCAGUGGAAACAAGCGCUCAAGCCGUUCCUUCAUUGGGAGCUUCUCUAAACGCAAGAAAAAGGCAACCAAGCUGAAGAAGACAUCAAGCUUUGAAGACACAGACACAGACCAAGAGAGCACCAGCAGUUCCUCUCGUGCCCCCUUACAUCACAGCAAAAAGAAGAAGACCAUGAAGCUGUCCAGAGCUUUGUCUGACCUGGUGAAAUACACAUGCUCUGUGGGCCUUUAUGACAUUGAUGCACAAGCCAACUGCAGCUGGCAAGUAUCAUCGUUGAGUGAGACCAAAGCCCACCAAGUGAUGCAACAGAAAGCUACCGCCUUCAUCCAGUUCAACCAGCGACAGCUCUCCCGCAUCUAUCCCUCGUCUUACCGCGUAGAUUCGUCAAACUUCAAUCCUCAGCCCUUCUGGAAUGCGGGCUGCCAGCUGGUUGCUCUCAACUACCAGUCAGAGGGCCGGGUCCUCCAGCUCAACAGAGCGAAGUUCUACAGCAACGGCAAUUGUGGCUACAUCCUUAAGCCUGCCUGCAUGUGUGAAGGUGCCUUUAACCCAAACCUGGAGGAUCCACUUCCAUGUCAGAUGAAGAAACAGCUGGUGUUGAAGAUCAUCAGUGGACAACAGCUGCCCAAACCCAAAGACUCAAUGCUGGGUGACAGAGGAGAGAUCAUUGAUCCCUUUGUGGAGGUGGAAAUCAUCGGUCUCCCAGUGGACUGCUCCAAGGAGCAGACCAGGGUAGUAGAUGACAAUGGGUUCAACCCAAUGUGGGAAGAGACUCUGGUGUUCACAGUCCACAUGCCGGAGCUGGCCCUGGUGCGAUUCCUCGUGUGGGACCAUGAUCCCAUUGGUCAGGACUUCAUCGGUCAGCGCACCAUUGCCUUCAACAGCAUGAUGCCAGGUUAUCGUCAUGUGUACUUGGAAGGUAUGGAGGAAGCUUCCAUUUUUGUUCAUGUCGCAGUGAAUGACAUCACUGGUAAGUGGACUCCUCUUUUUCCAAACGCUCCAUUUAGAGGCAGGAAAUUUUUAGGAGUCCUGAAGCUGCCACUCAGAACUCAGGCCAGAGCAGCCACCGGCAUAAAAGGGCUGUUUCACAGAAACCCAAAGCAGGCUUCCCUGGACAGCCAUGCUGCUGCACAGCACAGCCGUAAGCACCCAUUUGGUGCUCACCUCCUGCGCCGCACUGCCAGUGCACCCACCAAAGGCCAGCCCAAAAUUAAGAAAGGCUUCCCAGAGAUUGCCAUUGACACCAAAGACUACAGCUCGGAGGGUGCUAGUGAGGAGAGAGAGCCUGAGGACAGGGACAAGGCCUCUUCUGAUGCCUCUCACCAGCCCACAACACCACAACAUCGCAACGGGGACUCACUGGGAUCCCACCAAGCCAAGGGUCCCUGGGACCAUCCUGACACCAAUGGGGCUCUUCAUCCUGAGGAGGGCAAAGAUUGUUCCAGAGUGCAAAGAACAGUCCCCCACCUUCCAUUUCUUGCACUAAAAUCUGAAGACACCAGUAACAAACACUUGAGCUGCUCUGUCUCCACUCCAGAAGACACCUCGGCUUCACAUCAUUCUCCAUCCACACCACUGCAUUCACCACCCUUAGCAAUAAAUGUAAAAUCUUCAUUGUCAUCUUCUACUAAUGAGGCAAUGGAUAGUCCUGCCAAAAGAUACGUAGCUCCUCCCAGAAUCACACCAGUCCCUCCAACAUCCCCUGCUGAGCAAACUGUCCAAUCACAGUUCAGUAAUCAGAGCCUGGCCAACAGAAACAUCCAGAUACCCAUGGAGCAUGCACCAAACCAGACGGAAACCCAAGAAACUCUUGCAGACAGAAUAAAUGUUUCAACAGACUUAACAUCAGCACUCAGAGCAGAGCCACCAGCUAGUGCUGAAUCUGCUGGAGCACCUGCAGUUCAGUCAGUCCAGGCCAAGAGGGCAAUGUUUAGCAGUCCCCAAUCAAAGACACCAGUAAGAAGAACAAAAAGUGAAGGCUAUGUUCAUGCUCCUGUGGCCUCAGUUGGCCAAACCCAGUCAGCGAUACCACAGGUCUGCACAGAUGCUACUAUGAAUGACCAGCUUUGGAGCAAGCUGGAGCCUGGCAACCAUCGAGACAGCAUGUCCUCCUCCUCCAGCAUCUCCUCCAGUGACACAGUCAUUGACUUGUCCCUGCCAAACCUUGCAAGGAAGAGCCUGAGCAGCCUACCUUCAGCCAGCAGCACCUGUGAUCAGCCCUGGGGCAACUGCCGUCACUCAGCUUUAGUUCCUUGCAACACCAUGCGAGUCAACAAGAGCAAGUCCAACCCCAACCUUCCACAGAGCGAGUGUCCCAUACAUGAGCUUCAGUCCCGCCCGCUGCAGUCCCCUCAGGAAGCAUCUUUGGACUCGCUCAACACACUGACUCAAAGAAGGCACACCUGGAGCCGCCUGUUCAUGGAAGAGCUCAAGCAGUCAUCAGGUAGAAGUCGACCUUCCUCCACAGCUACAUCGGUGGCAGCUACAACCUGUAUGUCCAAAAGCCUUGGGGAUCUAACAUCUGACGACAUCUCCUGUAACUUUGAUAGCAAGUAUCGCAGCAUCAGCCGCAGCUUCAUUAUCAGGCCACACAGAGACCAGCUCCACAAGGGUGGCUUGCAGAAAACCAAGCCACCCUGCAACCUCACAGAGCAGCUCCGGAAGCUAACUGAUGUGGAGCCCCUAACUGCUAGCGACUUUGCUCCUGAAAACAAAGCUAAUGACCCUCAGGAGGAAUGUGUUGACGAGACCCUAGUGCGAAGGACAUCCUCAAGGAGCCAAAGCCGUGUGCGCUACAUUGCGAACAGAGCCAAGAAGGCACAGGAAAGGCAAAGGCUCCAGGGCCUGGUCCAAGGCAGAAGUGCAAGCUUUAGCCUAACUGGUAGCAUCAGCAGCGGAAGUAGCAGCAGCCCUAUUGAGGAGCGGGGGAACCCCGAAGGGGCGUGUUGCGUGGCCCGGAGUCCCUGUAACAGCCUAGACCUACUGAGUCAGCUUACCCCUCAAGGAACCCCCUCCCUUAGACAGCCCCAGUCAUCCCCAGACUCUGAAAACAGUGAGGUCUUUUUCAUGCUCAAACUCUAAGGGCUGGCUGACUUGGAAUUGAUCGUGAGAAACACAGCUAGAGACUUGUUUGGGAUAACGUCCAGUUUUUCAGAAAAAUCUGCAUAUCUUGCAAAAUAUCUCACUGAAAAAGAAUCACAACCCAGAUUACUUCAAGCUCUCAUAGAAAACUGUGUUCCACUAAAUUAGUAACACAUAAACAAUCUAUUCUGUAUUGUUACAUUGCACAAGAUCCAUUUUUGUAACUUUGAGGAAAUAUUGUCCUGACACUGGAGAGUGAUUGUUGUAAAGGCAACUUCUACAGCUCUGUCAUUUGUUUGCACCAAAUGUUAGAUAAAUGCCAGAAUGUAUUUAGUGAAAAUACCAGAUGUUUUUAUAUGUUUCUGUUAAAUGUGAUCUACAUUCAAGUCUUACUUUGCAAUGUUACAUGAGCAUACAGUAGCAAUAGAUCACAACUAGAGGAUAGGAUUUGAAAUGUUCCAUUCUUUUUAUUUACUCGAACUGUAUACUGUAGAUAUUUCUUGACUGAUUUUACUAAUUACGUUAAGGCGUUAUAAUACUAACUAGCCCAUCCAUCUACAAGCAAUAUUUUGAAAAUGAUGGCAUGGUGUCAUGUUGAAGAUAAUGUACAGCUUGAAGCUUAUCACUGAGGCUUGUCAAAUUUUUUUGUUGAAAAAAAUAGAAAGAUUCACUCCUAUGGUGCAGGAUUAAAGGUCGUAGUAUUCUCUAUACCUUUUUUUUUUUUUUUUUUUUUUUUUUGCAUUUUGAUCAAGCUGCCAAUAUUCUCCUGACCUGUAGCAUGUCACACAAUUUAGAUCCCGUACUUUAAAGCAGUGGCAGACUACUCCAUACCAAGUUUUACCCUUUUUAGUUGACUGCAUGUUCUUUUAUGCACUGUAAUAUUUAUCCUAAGGCUGUGCUUUAUUUUACAAAGAGUUUUUAUAUGAAGAUUUAUCAAUAUUCUAAAGCUCGUUUUUGAAUCGUCUGAUGGUCUCAAAAGCAUCAUGUCCGAAUGCUUGUGUUCUCAUUGGUCUGUGGUACUAAAACAAGAUGGAGAUGAUCUGUAUCAAAGCACGUUUAUUUGUCGACCUGCUGUAUUGUUUGCACUGCCAUGCCAGUUCUUUGUGCAAAAUUUUAGGGACAAUAUUUAAUUCAAAUCUUGUUGAAUUAUGACCUAAAUAAAUCUCAAAUCAAUAUUAAGUUAA
Messenger RNA from Sphaeramia orbicularis (orbiculate cardinalfish), 6621 nucleotides. It is a transcript of the gene plch2a, whose product is annotated as phospholipase C, eta 2a. Gene Ontology annotation, molecular function: phosphatidylinositol-4,5-bisphosphate phospholipase C activity; calcium ion binding. Lineage: Eukaryota; Metazoa; Chordata; Actinopteri; Kurtiformes; Apogonidae. The transcript is spliced from 24 exons. Bases 515 to 5437 code for a protein of 1640 amino acids. Gene Ontology annotation, biological process: release of sequestered calcium ion into cytosol; phosphatidylinositol metabolic process; phosphatidylinositol-mediated signaling. The record is from RefSeq and is a predicted model, not a curated record.